ACGUUAGUCGAUUUCAGUUGAUUCCAGACCGACGAAGGAAGGUUAUCGCACGCGCGUCUCGGGCGGUGUGUUUGUGCGUCGCGUCGCCUUCAUGUCUCGGCCGCGUUAUCGUCGUCUUCGCUGUCACCUAGACUCGCGAGACCUCGUCGGGUAAAGCGGCGCGCGGCCGCGUGAAAAGAAAAGGGACGAAAGAAAAAAAAAAAAGAAACCGCGAGAUCUCCGACACGCGUUCGGCCGCGACGCCGAAUUCUCCGGUCGCGCCCCGAUACUCCCUCUCACGCUCAAUAAUGAGGGACAUGGCAGGUAAGAUCGCCGAGUUGAAGUUCGAGGCACCCCUCGCGCGUUUCGAGGAAGAGGACACCGCUAGCCUGAAGAACAUGAACCUUCUGACAGAACAACUAUUGGAUGCCAGUCUGGAUGCGAGUUUCGGCGAGAAUUGCAACGCGAAUGAACCACCAACGACACACGAAAAUGGCACUGACAUCCUCCAGGAAGGAACGUUCAGCCCGUUCAGCGGUAGCCUCGAGGAUCUCGUCAACACCUUCGAUGAAAAAAUCACAUCUUGCUUUCGCGAUUAUGGCACCGACGUGGAAUCGCUGGCGCCGGUGCAGGUGCGAACGCAGGAGGAAAUUAUGAACGAGUGCCAGAUGUGGUGGACGAUCACGGGAACUUUUGGAAAUAUAUUACCGAUCGACUGGAGCAAAUCUUAUGCGAGAAAAAUGCACAUGCCCGCGUUGAAUCUGAAUGAAGCACCCGCUUCGACGGAGAGACCGGAACUAGAGGAUUUAAGUAGCGAAGACGAGGCAGUUGCGACAGAUUUGGAUAUGCAUGCUUUAAUCUUAUCUAGCAGUACUGAUACUCACAGUCCGGAGGAGCCUCUCAAGACCGCCGAGGAGGUUCUUCGCGAGAUAGAUGACAUAAUGCAGGAAAGUCCGUCAAUGGAAAGAUCGCCAGAUUCCGAAGGUUCCAUGUUAGAUAGUGACGAGGCUUUGGAAAGAAGUAGAGAAGUACUUGGAUCACCGCUUCACGAGAAAAAAUUGAAGCAACUCUCCUCCAGUCAACUGACUGAACUUUUUGGCGAGAUGGAAUCCUUAGUUGCGGCCUUGAGCGAAACGCUAAUCGCUGAGCUCGCACUUAGGGAUGAAUUAGAAUAUGAGAAGGAACUUAAGAACCAGUUCAUCUCUUUACUGUUGGCUGUGCAAAAUCGACGUAGGCAGCAUCAUGUUACGAAGAAACGAAAUCAAAUGCAGAAUGGUACUAGUCCGUUACCACAACAUAGGUCUUUGCAAGAGCCAAAGUACCUGACGACUGUUAUUCCAUAUCAUACAGAUAGCGGCCCGCCAGACAAUCAAGCCUUGCAAGUACUUAUUAAAAUAUUAAAGGCCAUUAGCGAGGAUAGUCCAACAGUACCCACCUUGCUAACAGAUUAUAUACUUAAAGUGUUAUGUCCAACUUAAAAAAGGAUACACCAAAAGAAAAGUAUAAAAGGAGCGUCAGAAAAAUAUCACGUGCUCUCUUCUUGCCAGUACGCUUUCAGCCGUCAUUGUGCCGCAUGUUACUGCAUAAUUAGCUUAUAAGUUAUAUUUCGGUCACACUCGAUUACUGUAUUGGCUGUAGAAGUAAAGUCUCCGAUAUUCUA
Molecule: messenger RNA, 1639 nt
Organism: Camponotus floridanus (Florida carpenter ant)
Lineage: Eukaryota; Metazoa; Arthropoda; Insecta; Hymenoptera; Formicidae
Gene: Unc-76
Product: fasciculation and elongation protein zeta-2
Exons: 9
Coding region: 288-1457 (389 amino acids)
Cellular component (GO): axon; cytoplasm
Source: RefSeq, a predicted model, not a curated record